Messenger RNA from Musa acuminata subsp. malaccensis (wild Malaysian banana), 2005 nucleotides. RefSeq names its product F-box/LRR-repeat protein At3g26922. Gene Ontology annotation, molecular function: protein binding. The record is from RefSeq and is a predicted model, not a curated record. NCBI's taxonomy places the organism in Eukaryota, Viridiplantae, Streptophyta, Magnoliopsida, Zingiberales, Musaceae.
ACCAAAAGGAGGCGAGAGAGAGACAGAGAGAGAGAGAGAGAGAGAGGCAGCGAGAGAUCAUGAGGCAGAGGAAGAAGUCCCGGUGGGCUGCCGACCUGUCCCUGUCCCUCCCCCCCUCCCCCUCCGCAUCGGCAUCCCGUUCCUCCUCCUCAUCCUCAUCGACAUCAUCAUCCGCCGGCCACCAGGGGGGCGAUGAUCGGUUCACCGAGCUCCCCGACAUCAUCCGCCUCCACAUCCUGUCCCUCCUCCCCCUCAAGUACGCCAUCCGCACCGAUGCCCUCUCGUCCCGGUGGCGCGGCCUGUGGCGCCUCCGCUGGCCCCCUCCCGCCGCCCUCGAAUUCUCCCCGCCCACCGACCUAGGCGACGCCGCCGGCGAUGAAUUCGUCGCUGGCGUCGACCGAUGCCUCUCCGCUCGCGGCCGCGGCCGCCGGAUCGAUUCCCUCUCCUUGGCCCUCCCCCCGAGCCGCCGCUACGACUUCGACAUUAAGCGCUGGCUCGAGUACGCCGCCUCGUGCGGCGUCGAGGACCUCCGCCUCGUCGUCUCGCAUCCGUCGCCUGCUGCCACCUCCGCGCGCCCUGGGCGGCGCGCCCGGAGGCAUGACCGCGCCGCGGUCCCCUCCGCCUUCUUCUUCUCCAUCUGUGAGUGCUCUAAUCUGGCCCGGCUGACACUCUCGGGGCUCCACCUCUCGAGUCCUAGCUCUAACAUCAAGCAGCUCUCCUCCCUCGAGGUCCUCAGCCUCCACGCGGCGCAUGUCACUGACGCCGCCCUGAGGCGGAUUGUCGCCGCCUGCCCUUUCCUACGGUCGCUCGAUCUCUCUCUCUGCCGUAAGCUCCGGCGGAUUGUGAUCUCGGCUGCCAGCAGUCGGCUCACCAGCCUUACCAUCAUCGACUGUGUAAGAGCGUUGGAGGUCACGAUCUCAGCUACGAGCCUGCGGCGCUUCCGAUUCAGUGGAAAUUACCUCACAACCUACUCGUUCGAUAGCCCCAACAGACUGGAGGAUGUGUACAUUAGCUCGGGCAGCCCUGUGUCAAGCCUUCCUUGGAGCAAUUGGGUGAAGGCACUCACCGAGCUCUCCAACGUCAAGGUCUUGACCCUUUGCAAUCUUUCACUUCAGUGCGUCAUGGCUGAAGGUACAAAAGCAAUUGGGGAAUUCAGGAACUUUAGAAACUUGAGAGAGUUGCAACUGCUAAUGGGUAUGAUGACCGAUGACAAUCUAAUGGACGUAUUUGGCUUCUUUAGGCUAUGUGAAUGCCCAAGAUUGGAGAAACUGUUCAUAGAGCUUCCAACCAACAUGCGUGAUCCUUUCAUUGAGAAAUAUUUGGUGGUAUCAGAGGAGGUGCCUCCGGAUGUUGAUUUUGAGUACCUUAAGAUAAUAAAGCUCAAUAGCUUCAAGGGUCACAGCAAUGAGAUGCGGUUGGUGAGAUUUUUCCUGGAGAAGGCUGGUUCUCUAGAGUCUUUAGUGGUGGUUGCUCCCAAUGAGCUUAUGGGAGAGGAAUACAAUAAAAAUAUAAUGGAUGGUUGUCCUAGUUUUCUGCACUUCUUCCAAUUGCAGUUGUCAAGAUUUACAAAGGCAUCCGGUAGUGCACAGAUAACUUUGAGUGAGCAUGAUGAUCACAAGUUUCGCCCUACUCACUGGGAAGUCUAUUCUAAAGUCUAACUCACCACAAGGAGAGUUAUAAUAGGUAAAACUCGACACAGUGAUGACAUCCAUGAAUUGCACUCUAGAUGUGUACUCCAUUAUCUUUCUUCUAUAUGCUCUUUUCUUCCUAUACAUCAUUUUAACAAAUUCAUCUGAUCUGGAUGCAUAAUGUGUUGUUCGACUGACUGCUAUGGGUUUCAAGCAUUCUGUGAACCGUUACAUAUUUUUUGAUGUGCUAUAGAAUGUUUUCCUUUUCAACAUUUCCCCUCAAAGCAGGUCAUCUGUUUCUUUUUUUGUUAUUAGUCUUGUACAACUUGGAAAACCAAUUCAUCGAGUCCAAAUUUGAUUAGUAUCGUAUUCUGUUA